Messenger RNA from Coffea arabica (coffee), 1068 nucleotides. The record is from RefSeq and is a predicted model, not a curated record. Lineage: Eukaryota; Viridiplantae; Streptophyta; Magnoliopsida; Gentianales; Rubiaceae.
AUGGCCAUGGGCAAAAUUCACUACUUUUUCUUGCUAAAAUUUAGCAUGGUUUUCCUAGCAGUGGGGGCUGCCAGCAACAGUAAUAUUACUACGGAUCAAUCAGCGCUUCUUGCGCUUAGAGAUCGCAUGAUCACUUCAUCAGAACCUCAAGAAAUCUUGGCAAAAAACUGGUCAGUCACCUCCUCCGCCUGUGAUUGGAUGGGUGUCACCUGCGGCCCUCGACACCGUCGGGUGACUGCCUUAAAUAUCUCAAACAUGAAACUUACUGGCGACUUGCCUCCUCAACUUGGGAAUCUAUCUUUUCUAGUUUCCCUUGACCUCAGCAGCAACAAUUUCCAUGGAGAACUGCCUCGUGAGUUAGCUCACCUGCGGAGAUUAAGAUACCUCUAUCUUGGGAUCAACAAUCUUGGUGGAGAGCUUCCCUCCUGGUUUGGUUAUUUACACAAACUCCAACAGCUGACUCUAAGCAAUAAUAGCUUUUCGGGUUCUCUCCCGCCUUCCAUCUCUAACAUGUCAAAAUUGGAGAGUCUAUGGCUGACAGACAAUUCCAUUGAGGGGACCAUUCCAAUAGAAUUUCAGAAUCUUCAUAGUUUGAAAAUUUUGAUUAUUGAUAGGAAUCAGCUUUCGGGUCCUUUGCCUCUCCACACUUUCAAUAUUUCCUCAUUGCAAAUCAUUUCUCUAUUCCAAAACAGCCUAUCUGGCAUUCUUCCAGACACCAUCUGUCACGCACUUCAUAAACUUACAUAUCUUGGUCUGGGAGGCAAUAAUUUGAUUGGCCAAAUACCUUCAACAUUGUCUCAGUGUUCCAUGCUCCAGACGCUUGCCUUGCCUCUGAACUAUUUAUGGGGACCCAUACCUAAGGCAAUUGGGAACUUGACAAUGCUCGAGACACUAGCCCUGGAGUCCAACAAUUUAACAGCACUUAAUAUUAUGGUAGAGGACGAGGAUCAUGAGCCUACAUCAGUUGAUGAAUGUCGACGUAGAAAUGAUUGGUCAAAAUGGAAAGAUGCUAUACAAUCUGAAUUAGAUUCACUGGCUAAAAGGCAAGUUUUUGGACCUGUAGUUUAA